Messenger RNA from Lathyrus sativus (Indian pea), 354 nucleotides. NCBI's taxonomy places the organism in Eukaryota, Viridiplantae, Streptophyta, Magnoliopsida, Fabales, Fabaceae. The record is from the annotation of a GenBank genome assembly.
AUGGCUUGUGGGUGUUCAUCAACAGCAAUAGCAGAGAAGAUUUCAUGGAACUGUGCUUUGUUUGUGGCACUAAUGUUAGUUUUGAGUAGCUGCGAAUCAAGCACACGUGAUGAUGAUGAGUUGAAUGUUCAGAUUCAGAAUAUGCUGCAGGAAAAUGAUUUUAGCAAUAACAACUACUACAACAACAAAGUUUGUGAUGAGAUAUAUGUUGUUGGUGAGGGAGAGACACUUCAAACCAUAAGUGAAAAAUGUGGUGAUCCUUAUAUUGUUGAAGAGAAUCCACAUAUUCAUGAUCCUGAUGAUGUUUUCCCUGGCCUCGUUAUCAAGAUUAAUCCUUUCUUUCUUAGUUCAUAA